This is a messenger RNA of Micromonas pusilla CCMP1545, 777 nucleotides long. Its product is annotated as high mobility group family B protein. Bases 1 to 777 code for a protein of 258 amino acids. Gene Ontology annotation, cellular component: nucleus. The transcript has 2 exons. The record is from RefSeq and is a predicted model, not a curated record. Lineage: Eukaryota; Viridiplantae; Chlorophyta; Mamiellophyceae; Mamiellales; Mamiellaceae.
AUGGCGCCCAAGAAGGAAACGAAAAACGCCCUCGUCGUCGAGCGCCUCCACGUGAUCCUCGCGGACGCGGAUUUAGAGACGAUGACCGUCAAGAACGUCCAGGCGAAGCUCGAGUCCGAGCUCAAGACCGAUAUCGAGCGCGGCACGAAACGCAAGGCGGACGGCUCCGGCGGCAAGGCUGGGAAGAAGUCCAAGGACGACAAGAAGGGUAAGAAGCGCGGUCGCGGCAAGGGCAAAGACGUCACGGACCCGAACAAGCCCAAGGGACCCAAAGGCGCGUACAUGUGCUUCGUGCAGAUCGCGCGCCCGAAGAUCAACGCGUCGCAGCCCGGCCUGAAGUUCGCGGAGAUCGCGAAGCAGCUCGGCGAGCAGUGGAAGUCCAUGGACGCGCCGACGCGCGCCAAGUACGAUAAGUUGGCGGAGGACGACAAGUUGCGGUACGCGCGCGACAUCGCCGCGUACGUGCCCAUGGACGCCGCCGGUCUUGACCAGCUCAGGAAGGAGAAGCAGGCGAAGAAGUCCGCGGGAGGGUUGCAGAAGCCGUACAAGUGCACGCCCGCGCUCACGAAGUUCCUCGGCGGGGAUAAGACGAUCUCGCGGGCGAACCUCACGAGCAGACUGUGGUCGUACUUCAAGAGCAAGGAGCUCAUGGACCCGGCGAACAAGCGGUGGGUCGUCGCGGAUAAGCAGCUGAAGGACCUCCUCGGCGUGGACCGAUUCCAAGGGUUCACGGUGUCGAAGUACCUCUCCCAGCACCUCCUCCCGAUGGACGCGUGA